CUCUCGUCCAACCUCCGCGACGAGCUCGACGACAGCAUGACGCCGUACGAACUCUGGGCCGAGGUCCAUGCCAAGGGCAACGUGCUCGUGGACGACUGCCGCUUCUUUGGGCUCCUGGAGAACGUACGUUUGGUCGACGACGACGCGCUUUCCGACGGCCUCGCACGCGUGGAGGAGCACAUCCAGCGCUUCGUCGACGUCAUCUUUGUGCCGAGUCAUGGCUCUGAUGUGCGGCUUUUAGCGGCUGCCGACCGCUUGAAGAUGGCACUGCUCUGCAACGCGUGCCCACCGGCGAUGGCCGACGUCUUUGAAACCUGGCGUGCCGACGAGCCUGCAUGGGACUAUGCAUACGUGCGGUGUCGGCUUGUCGAGCACUGGAAGUCGCUGCGUCGCGAUCCCGAAGCCGACAUCUCGUCUGCGCGGGAAGCUCCACUUGAACCCGUCGUCGAUGCUCCAGAGGCGAUGGCAGCCGAUGCGCUGCCCGUGGCCAUGACAAGUGUCACGAAUGCUUGCCCCGCCGUUGCCCCAGCAGCAGACGAAGCACCCUCUUCAAGCACAGCCAUCGACGCCCUUGUCGACAGCAACGCGGUCGAUGCCAUGCGUGCGUUCCACCAAAUGCGACAACUCGAUGCGAGCGUAGACCACUCCGCGGACCAUGCAACAAGCAGCACUGAGAAAGGUCGGCCUGAGAAGCGCUCGACUGACGCCGCCAUGACCGACCCGCCAGGCAGCAACCACCAGCACGAAUGCAAGCGGCGCAAGCAGACACUCCCGCAACCACAAGCGGCGGUGGGUCGACUGCAGCAGGACAGUGUUGCCACACGCGUGUCGCCGCGACAACACCUCGGUGCACUCCGCGCGUUGAAGUCAGCCGCAUCGCCAUCGCGCCGCAGCAGCACAAUCUCGUCGUCCAGCUGUGGCGCACCUUUCACGGAAGAAGAAGUCGAGUUCUUACGCGCGGCUCAACGAUGCGCAACCGAGUCGGGCGCCACCAUCUUUGAGCGUGGCCGUGCGCAGGGUCUCUUCAUCAACCGCUCCGUGAGCUCGAUACAGAGCAAGCUUGGUCGCAUGAAGGCUGUCGACACAAGCAGCAUCUAGUCGGGUCGCGUGAUUUGAUGGAAGGCAGCAGCGAACACUGGCUUACACCGUAGCUAACUGUC
Messenger RNA from Saprolegnia diclina VS20, 1160 nucleotides. RefSeq lists its product as hypothetical. The transcript has 5 exons. Bases 37 to 1098 code for a protein of 353 amino acids. NCBI's taxonomy places the organism in Eukaryota, Oomycota, Saprolegniomycetes, Saprolegniales, Saprolegniaceae. The record is from RefSeq and is a predicted model, not a curated record.